AUGGUCGCCGCGGAACCGAUCCCGAUCCCAACGGCUGUUGAGUCUCGGGCGGUCGAGGCUCUAGUCCGUCAAAAGCCAUCGUUCGACGAGUAUCUGAAAUGGCUCGAGGAUCAGGGUCAGAAAACCCCGGUAAUUCCUCCGACUCACAGCAACCAGGCGGUCGACCAAGGAGCAGAGGCAGCGAACGUCGCGGCGGCGACUGCAGGGCCGAGUGGCUCAACGGUGGAGGCGGCUGUGUGGAGAGCGGCGGAAGAGGCCGGCGGGGUGGACGAAGAGAUCCUCGCCAGCAUCGUGAUGCCGGACCCGGAAAUUGAGGUCAUGCGGGAAAAACUACAAGCAGCAGCUCCUACCGUGGGAGCGCAACAGGGUGCACCAGCCGCCUCGACUGCUCCUGCGGAGGACCAUAGCGCGGCUGGCGCCAAAUCCCCCCCGGCCACAACCGGUGAGGUCGGCAAUGGGAAGCAGAAGCGCAAGGGCAAGGACAAGGCGAAGGGCGGCCCGGCGAAGGUCGGCUCUUCCAAGGGGACGUCCAAAGUGGCCGCGCAGGGUCGGAAGGGUUCAGGCGUCCGCGUUGACCCUUCAAAUGGGCUGGCCGUCUCGGAGAUGAAGUUUGGGAAGAAGAGCCGUUACAUCUGCCGGUCGAUGGACAAGUCCGAGGCCGCCUACUGCAUCGCUGUCGCCGUUUCGUCGUUCGACGGCUUCGUCAGCGACGUGGUUCUCGAGGAGUUCGGUGGGGUCAAGGAGGAAGUGAUGGCGCAGUAUAUGGCGGACUGGAAUGUGGCGCGAUUGAUUCCGGGGGGCAUGUGGAUGGUCAUGUGGAGCCGAGGGGCGAACGUCUUCCGCGACAGGAUAACCGGAGCCGACCGCGCAGCUCUCAUGUUGGCUCUUCGCCCGGCGGUGUGGUUCGGCGACCUUCCGGAGUCGACCGAGCCCGAGAAGGCCGCGAAGAAGAAGGUGGCGAGCGACAUGAUCGCACGCGUUUCGAUAUGCGCCGCCUUCGCACCGGUGGCCGCGAAAGUGACGCCCAUUCCGGGCGUCGGGUCGGAGCGGUUGUCCGAGAUCCUCGCCGGUACUGCGGCCGCGGUGUGGUAUUUUUCGGAGACCAAUGCCACGGCGGAAGUAGCGGCCGGCAAAGGGGGGGCGGCAGCGACCAUGCGCGGAGCGUCCAACGAGUUCGCGAGUCGGUGUCGGACCGUCAUCGAGGCGGUGCUUCAGCGGGCGGCCUCCCGGGUGGUCGUCGUAGGGGAGGUCGCCGAAACGGUGACGAAGGACCUGCAGGCGGCUGUGGUGAGGUCGCUGCCUGAGGUCGGAGAGGAGCACGAGCACGACGAGCUGAUCACCCGUGUCAUGAUAGAGAACCUCGCCUUCUGGGGGGACUGCAAUGUCGGAGGCCCGAAGCUCAAGGCUCGCGGCGUCGAUUUGCCUAUCGACCCCCAGAUGAAGAUUAUCAUUCGGGACAGGGGGGCGAGGGGGCAGCAGCACAAAGGGAAGCAGGUCGCCGACGCCUAG
Molecule: messenger RNA, 1509 nt
Organism: Closterium sp. NIES-65
Lineage: Eukaryota; Viridiplantae; Streptophyta; Zygnematophyceae; Desmidiales; Closteriaceae
Source: the annotation of a GenBank genome assembly